AUGACGGAAAAAUUGCAAGCUGACGAAUUGCAAACGCAAGAAACUAAAGUAUCUGCAACCACUUUUAGCAGCCAUGAAGAACUGGAAAAUUUCAUCAACCGAAUUGGACGCAAAUUUCGGGCAGAGAUAAGGGGUGUGGAGCGAGUUCCUGAGGACAAAAGAGUUGAUACUUCCAAGUUAUCGCCGCUAACAAUGUUUCUUUCACCAAAUAUGUCGAUUGCAGCAUUAAGUACCGGAGCUUUAGGACCGGCACUUUUUGGUCUAGAUUUCUGGACUUGUGUUUUGUGUUCAGUAAUCUGGUCUGUUAUUGGUGCUCUUCCCGUGGGACUCUUUGCAGUGUUUGGAGCUCGUUUUGGGCUCCGACAACAGAUCUUGUCUCGGUACUUGACCGGCAACAUUAUGGGCCGAAUCUUUGCACUUUUCAAUGUUAUCAGUUGCAUAGGAUGGAACGGUAUAAAUUUGAUUCCCGCAGUUCAAUUAUUAGCAUCUAUGGGCCCUUUACCUCCUUGGGCUGGCUGCUUGAUCUUUGUGGUGUUAACUUGUGGAGUAGCCAUGGCCGGUUACAAGGUGAUUCACCUUUAUGAACGGUACUCAUGGAUUCCCAAUUUUGUUGUGUACUUGGUGGUAAUUGCUCGACUCACCAUGACCCAUACUUUUACUUUUGGAGACAUGUCCGCCUCCACUUCAGGAAAUGUUCUCAGUUUCAUUGCAACCAUUUUUGGAUUUGUUGCCGGUUGGGUUCCUUCUUCCGCAGACUACUUUGUGUACAUGCCAAGCUCAACUCCAGGUUACCAGAUCUUUUUUAGUAUGGUUGCUGGGUUGGCAAUUCCAUCUAUGUUCACCUUAAUUUUGGGUGCGGCAUGCGCAACGGCAACAGUAUCCACUCCAAUAUACCAAGCCGCCUAUGAAAAAGGGUCAAUUGGAGGCUUGAUGUACCAGAUCUUGGUGGUCAACAAUCUCCAUGGUUUUGGGAAAUUUUGCUGUGUUAUUCUUGCCCUUUCAGCUAUAGCCAAUAACGUUCCUGGUUCCUAUUCGCUUGCUUUAGCUGCCCAGGCCAUCUGGUCUCCUCUCGCCCGGUUUCCUCGUCUUGGCUGGUGCCUCAUCGGCAACUUUGUAUCGCUUGGACUCGCCAUUCCAGCUUACUAUGUUUUUGCCGAAACCAUGUCCAACUUUCUCUCCAUCAUCGGCUACAACGUUUCGAUUUAUAUUGGCAUAUCCAUGGCCGAACACUGGAUAUACCGCCGGGGAUUUGGCGGCUACGAUGUGACCAACUUUGAGAACCGGAAAACCCUUCCUUUUGGUAUUGCUGGUGUGGUUGGGUUCCUCUUUGGUGUGGCCUCGACGGUGCUUUCCAUGGACCAAACUUGGUAUCUGGGAGUUAUCGCUAGGGAAAUACACGGAGACAUAUCCUUCGAGCUCAAUAUUGCUUUUGCAUUUAUUGGGUACAAUAUGGUACGACCUUUUGAGAAAAAGUACUUGGGUCGAUAG
Molecule: messenger RNA, 1488 nt
Organism: Meyerozyma guilliermondii ATCC 6260
Lineage: Eukaryota; Fungi; Ascomycota; Pichiomycetes; Serinales; Debaryomycetaceae
Gene: FCY2
Product: Fcy2p
Exons: 1
Coding region: 1-1488 (495 amino acids)
Biological process (GO): transmembrane transport; cytosine transport
Cellular component (GO): fungal-type vacuole membrane; plasma membrane
Molecular function (GO): nucleobase transmembrane transporter activity
Source: RefSeq, a predicted model, not a curated record